GGAGACUCUCGGGUGGAAGUCAGGAACUGCCAUGGGAACCAGUUUUGAGAGGCACAACUUUCGAACAAGACUCACACUUCCCCAUCUCUCUUCAGACAAGUAGUGAAGAAACAAUUUGGUAGAAGAUACUUCCCGACUAAUCAGAAAACAAGAUCAAUAAAGUAUAUGAAUGUGUUAAUAUACCAUUUCAAUGAACAUCUACUAAGAAAUUUGAUUUUCAUAUUGCAUGCAGAAGAAAGACACAGUGAGGAUGGACACUUUGACAUUUCUGAAUUUUUCAAAUACUGAACAAGUUCUGAGGAACGGCGAAAAUCAUCUCAGAAAAAUCAUCUCAGGAAUGGAAAACACUACAGACUGCAUCACAACAGAGAAAACUCUGACUUUGGCUUUACUACUUUCAUAUUCAUUCAUUUUUGUCACGGGAUUGGUUGGCAAUGUUAUUGCCCUGUAUGUUUUUCUGUGCACCCACUGCAAGAAAAAUUCUAUACAGAUUUAUUUACUGAAUGUUGCCAUUGCAGACCUUCUCCUGAACUUUUGUCUUCCCUUCCGAAUAUUUUAUCAUAUAAAGCAAAACAAAUGGCCGCUGGGCUUGACUUUCUGCAAGAUUGUAGGGAACUUAUUUUACAUGAACAUGUACAUUAGCAUAGUAUUAUUAGGGCUAAUCAGCCUGGACCGUUAUGUAAAAAUUAGCAGAUCUGUACAGCGUAGUAAGGUGUUAACAACAAAACAAAGCAUAUAUAUUUGUUGCACACUGUGGACUGUCGCAACAAUGGGAUUUAUAGUGAUGGUUAUUCACUCUACCAGGAAGGAAGAACAGAACUCCACGAUGUGUUUCCACUACAGGGAAAAACAAAAUGCAAAGAUGGAAGCAGUUUUCAAUUAUAUUCUGGUUAUAAUAUUUUGGAUAGUUUUCAUUCUAUUGAUUCUGUCCUAUGUUAAAAUUGCAAGGAACCUUCUGAAAAUUUCUAAGAAGAGAACAAGUUUUCCCAAUACUGGAAAGUAUAUUACCAUAGCAAGGAACUCUUUUGUUGUACUUGUAAUUUUUACAUUAUGCUUUGUUCCAUAUCAUAUUUUCCGAUUUAUUUACAUCACUUCACAGCUUCAAAAUACCUCCUGCUACUGGAAGCAGCUCAUUCACAAAUGCAAUGAGAUUAUGCUCAUUUUCUCAUCCUUUAAUAGUUGUUUAGAUCCAGUUAUGUAUUUCUUAAUGUCCAGAAGCAUCCGUAAGACCGUACUUCAACUGUUUUGUAAAAAAAAUCAUGUGGAUUCUAAUAUGACUGAGAGUACUUCAGAAAUGAAAUCGGGACAUACUCUUCAUGAUAAUCUGGCAACAAAGUCUAGUUGUCAUUUUAGUAAGAAACCCAUGAGAUAAAUUUAACAGAUCCUCAAUAUAUACAAAGUAUCCUAAACCAGGCUAGAGGCAACUGCUGGUAUUUAUCCUUAUAGAAAACCAUUCUAAAAAACCUUUAAAAACCCCUAAUACUGCAUGUACUUGGCAAGGAGAAAGCAUUUUGAAGAAGGGGAAAUUAAAUGAUUUGCUUUUAUUGAUUCAUGGCUUUAAAACAUGUACAUAUUUUAUAAAUACUAUAUGUGUACUUAUAUGGGCCAAUAUUUUUUAGUAACUAAUUUUAGUAAGAUCAACCCAAUUUGUGCUGAACUAAUUAUACAAACUUAUCCUCUGAGUCAAAGCACUUUCUACAUUUUCCAGAAAUCUGUCCUAGGGAAACCCAUAUCCUCCAACUGCCCUGAUUUUCAGGAAUCAACUACAUUUAUGUUUUUCCUUCUGCUUUUUGUUCUAUGCAUGCCUAUGCCACCUAAAGCAGAAGUCUAAGAUAGGCAUUACAAAACAGUUAAGUUCAAGACAGGCAUUAUAAAACAGCUACAACACCUUUCUCUCUUUUUAAUACUAUAUAGUAAUAGUGGUAAAAAAAUUGUACAUAACUGUAAGUGACCUAGAGACAAGCAAAUACAUUGAAAUAAAAUGUAUUCUUUUAAUUGCA
This is a messenger RNA of Hemicordylus capensis (graceful crag lizard), 2000 nucleotides long. It is a transcript of the gene GPR34, whose product is annotated as G protein-coupled receptor 34. Gene Ontology annotation, molecular function: G protein-coupled purinergic nucleotide receptor activity. The record is from RefSeq and is a predicted model, not a curated record. NCBI's taxonomy places the organism in Eukaryota, Metazoa, Chordata, Lepidosauria, Squamata, Cordylidae. Gene Ontology annotation, cellular component: membrane. Bases 227 to 1372 code for a protein of 381 amino acids. Gene Ontology annotation, biological process: G protein-coupled receptor signaling pathway. The transcript has 3 exons.